Messenger RNA from Cryptomeria japonica (Japanese cedar), 636 nucleotides. Its product is annotated as probable glutathione S-transferase. The record is from RefSeq and is a predicted model, not a curated record. The coding region runs from base 1 to 636 and encodes 211 amino acids. Gene Ontology annotation, cellular component: cytoplasm. NCBI's taxonomy places the organism in Eukaryota, Viridiplantae, Streptophyta, Pinopsida, Cupressales, Cupressaceae. Gene Ontology annotation, molecular function: glutathione transferase activity. Gene Ontology annotation, biological process: glutathione metabolic process. The transcript has 2 exons.
AUGGAGCAAGUGAAAGUCCUCAGCGUAGAAGGAAGUCCAUUUGCCACGCGCAUCUUAAUUGCCUUGGAAGAGAAAGGUGUGAAAUAUGAAUACCAAUUAGAGGAUCUGUUGUCCAAUAAGAGCGACCUCCUUCUGCAAUUGAAUCCUUUGUACAAGAAAGUACCUGUCCUCGUACACAAUGGCAAGCCCAUAUGUGAAUCUCUAAUUAUUCUUCAGUACAUUUAUGAGACCUGGGGCUCCGAGAAGGUUCUACCAGCCAAGCCAUAUGAGCGUGCCCUUGCGCGCUUCUGGGCCGACUUCGCUGAUAAGAAGACGAGGCUCAACAGCAGGCCAAAGCGUGACAUGCUGGAGAACCUAAAAUUUUUAGAAGGGGCAUUGAAAGAAAUGUCAGGAAGACGCUCCCUGCCUUUCUUCGGGGGAAAGGAUUUUGGGUUCCUGGAUAUCGCCUUAGCUCCCUAUGUGCCUUGGUUCCAUAUUUAUGAAACUAUUGGGAAUUUCAAGAUCCCUUUUGAAACUGAAUAUCCGUUGCUUGAUGCUUGGUUUAAGAGAUGUAUGGAGAGGGAGAGCGUCAAGAAACUUACUCCCUCUGUUCAGACUCUGGAGAGGGCCUUGGAAAUCAGGAAGAGACUUGUGUAG